Homarus americanus (American lobster) is the source of this 4581-nucleotide messenger RNA. Its product is annotated as prolyl 4-hydroxylase subunit alpha-2-like. The coding region runs from base 108 to 1829 and encodes 573 amino acids. The record is from RefSeq and is a predicted model, not a curated record. Gene Ontology annotation, cellular component: endoplasmic reticulum. NCBI's taxonomy places the organism in Eukaryota, Metazoa, Arthropoda, Malacostraca, Decapoda, Nephropidae. Gene Ontology annotation, molecular function: procollagen-proline 4-dioxygenase activity; iron ion binding; protein binding. The transcript has 12 exons. Gene Ontology annotation, biological process: peptidyl-proline hydroxylation to 4-hydroxy-L-proline.
CGAGAGCGUGUCAGUCAGGUGUUACAGUGUGAAGGUGUAACGUCUCUUACCUACACCUGCAUCAUCUUCACUACAAAGAUUUAUUCAUCAUUGGCGACAAAGGAAAUAUGAAGGUCAUCCCCCUCCUGCUGGUGUUGGUGACGGUGACGGGGACGGCCUGGGGACAGAACUUCAUGUCGGAGGCCAGGGAAGACAUGUUCUCCGCCACUAGCAAGCUUGAAGAUCUCCUGAGCCUUGAGGCGGAGAUCGUGAGGAUGGUCGAGCGCUACUUGGAGAACACACAAGAGAGAAUAUCCACCAUUAAACAGUAUGUAUCUGAAUAUCGUCGUCUUAAUCCUGGAGGAAGCGAAGCAGGGGGGUCAGAGAUGGCAGCCAGUGCAUCAGCCACCUCCCAGUCCAAGGUGAUCGUGGCUCACCCAGUCGACGCCUUCCUCCUACUAAAGCGCCUCACCGUGGAGUGGGGGAGUGUGGAAGAUGCCAUGAACCGCCACGCUAACGCUACACAGGAGCUGGUGGGACGCGUGGUGGUGUUCCGGGAGAGGUCGACUUUCCCGGUGAUGGAGGACUUACACGGGGCGGCAGUGGCGUUGGUGAGACUCCAGGACACCUAUAACCUCAACAUGACCUCCCUCCCCUCCGGCACCUUCACUGGGGUUGGCCUCACACACGACGAGUUCCACAGCAGUAAGCCCCUGAGCGCCCGUGACUGCUUGUUCCUGGGCAAACACGCCUUCAACAAGGGCUACUACGACAAGGCCAUUGAGUGGUUUGAGGCAGCACUGGACAAGGCUGGCCACGAGGAAGAUUCGACCGUGCUCAAGCAAGAAAUUGAACCUUUCUUGAAGGCAACUAUGGUAGUGCAUGACGACGUGCUGGAGAAGCGAGGUCCUCGAGGCACAGACUGGCAGACAAAGGCGGUGCCGGUAGACCAAAGUUUGGCCAGCAAGCACAAGUACCGGGGGGCCUCCACACACAAGUUCUUGCCCAAGUUGUACCAGCAGCAGAGUGAGGAGGAGGAGCACGACCACUACACCAGACUGUGUCGGGGCGAGAGUCUCAGGCCGGCGGAAAUAGAGUCUUCACUAGUCUGUCGAAUUGUAACAAGCCCCCCUGCCCACAUUCCCGCCCACACCCACGCCCACGGGUACUUCAAGCUAAUGCCUCUGCUGCUGGAGGAGAUGUCACUGGACCCAUACAUCGUGGUCUUCCAUGACUUCCUUACCCAGCGCCAGACCGACGCCAUCAUCGACCAAGCCAAACCCAAGCUGGCUACGUCGCGGCAUCGAGGUCCUGACGGAGGGUUCAUCUCCAGCAUGGUCAGGACCAGCAAGAAUGCUUGGUUGAGAGAGAACCAGGAGAGGGCCGAUCUGCUGGCAAACCUGACCAAGAAGGUGGAGGUGGCUACAGGGCUCCACGCAACACAACCUUCAUCAGGCGAGGACUACCAGGUGGCCAACUACGGCAUCGGUGGGCUGUAUGUGACUCACACUGACUACCUCAUGAUCCACCCGGACCCCGCCACCUAUUCCCCCUGGGAACACUUCAUAGGUGACCGCUUCGCUACCUUCAUGGUCUAUUUGUCUGAUGUGGAGGCGGGAGGAGCUACGGUAUUCCCUCGGGCUGGAGUCACUAUCUGGCCUAAGCGAGGUUCUGCAGCCUUCUGGUGGAACCUCUACCGCUCAGGUGUUGGCGACGAGAACACCAGACACGGCGGCUGUCCUGUCCUCCAUGGCUCUAAGUGGAUUUGUAAUAAAUGGGUUCACUACAACGAUCAGUUCCGGCAACACACAUGUGGUCUUAAUACCUGGGAUAAACUGGUGUGUCCCUAGUAAUAACCAUCGACCUCCUACUACUGUAUACCUACCCGACGAAUACCGUCCUCUACCCUGGCAUAUCCAACCAACUUCACACACUUCACCACCGCCAGCCAGUCUGCCACCCACAAGAUCAGCCUCAUCCAUACUUCCACUCCAACUACCGUCAACCACUGCCUCCCUCGUCAACCAACCAACCGAGGAGGUCUGGAGGUGGUGCUAGCAACAAGGUGGUAUACAGUACAUUUGAAAAACAAAAGGGGCUUGUGUCCUGAAAAGCCUUAGAAGUUAAAGAUGAAAGAUGUUGACGACGACGCCGAGGGGCGUCGAGAGGUUCUGAAUUCAAGGAUGAAUUAUGUUAUCAGAAAGAGCUUACGCGCCAUUGUGUGCCUGUUCUACGAUUUGUGCAUGAGAGUGAAGUCAGAAUUAAUAGAAAGUAAGAAAUGAGGAAAUUUAAGAUUUUUUGUACAUAUGGUGAAAUUUACAACUAAACAUAAUGCACUAAAUAGAAGAAAAAACGUUAUGGUGGACUGAAAAUAAACACAGCAGCCAAGGAGAGGUGUGAUCGUCAGCUGAUGCUGAAACUGACAAAACAUAGCCAAGAGUCGAUGUAAUAUAGGACGCUAGGCUAGGCUGUCCCAUUCCAGUGUUAUUAUAAAGCUUUCCUGGGUUAGGUUUCUGUCUUGUCGUUAACUCACACAGGUUUUCCUUUACCUUGCUAGAUUUAUCUUUUGAAAGGUUAUUAUUUUUUACUAAAGGGUGGUUCUUCUAGGUGGGUUGUCCCAAUUGGUUUCAGGGGAAAGGAAUUCGCUAAAGGGUAUUGAUUUUGCUGGGUGACUUGCCUAGGUAGGAUGCUAUUAUAGUAUUGCAUUGUGCUGGGUCUACAGGGUAAAUUUUUCUUUAUUGUUGUCAUUAAUAUAAUUAUAUUUAUUUUCAUUCUCAGCGAUAGUAAUAGUAGUAUUAGUAGUAGUAGAUGUUGUAGUCGUAGUAGUAAUUUUUUUUACCAUUAGUAUUAUUUGUAAUGCUUAUUUUUUGUCGUUAUUUAAAUAUUAUUCUAGCAUUAGCAUCCACAACUUAUAAUUAUUAAUAUUAUUGUUAUUAUGCUUUUAAUUUGUUAUGUCUGAAAUAGCUUUUCACUGCCUAGGUAAGUCAUCGCCCCAUUCGCACUGUCCUCCACACUUAAGUCUCACAUAACAUCAAAGGUCUCUAGGUGGGGUUGCCAUUACGCAAAUAGGUCAAAGAUUAAAACAGGACAUGUACGAUUAUAAUUCUCUCCGUGAUCUGGAUAUCGGUGAACCAGUUGGGUGGUUUUACGAGAAGCUGCAAGGUCAGGAUUAAGGUUAUAACACUGGGUAUCAACUACGCAUUGUCUCCUCUGUACGGAUUACAACCCGGGGAUAAUGUACUUCCACCCCAGUGUGAUAACAUGGUCGCCGUACCCUGGUCACAAGCUGGGUGAGGUAGGCUGGGUAUAUCUAGAGGGGAUUUUGUCCAAAUACUAGAUGUAGCAUUUGAUCCAUGAUAAGUAAACAGAAGCAUCAGUCCAACAUUUACUCAUUACAACUAAGUAAAUAUGCAAAUGAAUGAAUGCUAUCGUAUAUUGGAAGUGCUGUGGGUGUGUGGAAACAGCUCACUUUCUGUCCUAAGGGCAGUUGGUUCAUGCCCAGGUUACCUCCAUUCCACCCAGCUGUAAAUUGCCUCGCUGCCAUCUUAUGCACGAAGGGGUUAAUAUCCAAUUUGUUGAAACCCAUUUUCAGGUGUAUAAUGCUGGUAAUAACGUGUGAGUACUGUACAACCUCGUCAAAUGUUUCUUAUAGCAGAUCACAUCAAGUGGUGCACGAUUAGUUUAUUUCAAAUACCAUAUAAACUUUGCUCUGGUUAGUGUGAGUCUAUGAUAAUCCUAAUAAUAUACCUUGAUAAUAGUAAGCUGCAUAAUAUUACAUAAUUAUAAUAGUUGGUAUAGUAGUAAGUAUUCCCAUUAUGGUACUAUUCACAGUAUAAUACUAUGGUAACCCUAAUAUUUAGGAAUUGUUAUAAGUAUAUUUAUCUGUCUAUCUGUAAAUAACCUCUCAUUUUAUCUUAGCUAAAUGUAAAUACUUUGCAGCUUAAGUUCCUAAAAUGGUUGCUUCAGCUGCACAUAUAGGCCACACACUCGUGCUCUGUGAUAUUAAUGACAUGUUUAAAUAUAUUCUGGUUUUGGGAAGAUCCAUGGUCAUUGUAACAUUAAUUUGGAGAGGCAGAUGGUCUUGAAGUAUAUGUAUGUAUCUUAAACAUUUGUUCAGCAUGUAUAUGUAUCUUACAAAAUUUGUCCAAGACACAUGUGCAUUAACUUCGAUUAACAGUAUUAAUUUCUGGUAUACUUUUUCGCUAAACAUUAGUAUUACGAUACACAUAUUUAAUAAACAUUGUGGUGUAUAUUGUUAAAAAAUAUAUUAGUGUUGCAAUACACCUACUCAAUUUACAUUAGUAGACAAACACAAGUACAGUACAUACAAUAGUAAAUAUUUAUGUAAGACGUAAUACAGUAAGUCUAUCGUGAAACACCUGGUCAACACAAUCAGGUAACUACACACACACACCUUCACCUAGGAUCACCACCACAACAAACACCCACUGUAAAUAUUUUAGGUCAGUAUUCAUCUAACUCCCUUCGUGCACACUUGCGCGUAUUUAAGUGAUAUUAAUUCAUAAGAUCGGCUAGCCUAUUAGGCAUCUGUCAAAUGAUUGUAUAUACUCUCUAGAUGAAUAAAGUGAACAAAUUAUCGAA